Saccostrea cuccullata (small rock oyster) is the source of this 1821-nucleotide messenger RNA. RefSeq lists its product as uncharacterized. The transcript has 2 exons. Lineage: Eukaryota; Metazoa; Mollusca; Bivalvia; Ostreida; Ostreidae. Bases 97 to 1233 code for a protein of 378 amino acids. The record is from RefSeq and is a predicted model, not a curated record.
GGAAAACCCACUUUUAAUAUAGUCACAUGAAAGAAAAACACUUUUCAACAGACUUAGGAUCAUUCAUGUAUGUGUCAAAUACCAAAGCCAUAAGACAUGGCACAUGCUAGUUUUACUUCUGAGGAUGACCAGUUGCGAGAUAAAUGCUUUUUGUCCCACUUUGCAGAAAUUUUAUCAAAGGUGAACAACGAUGGGAAUAAAGUGUUUAUAGAUGCAUUGUCACUCAUGGAGUUUACUUGUCUAAAACUACAUCAUGAUGAAAUAGCAGGUGGACUAUAUUCUGAGUGUCACUAUGUAGGUUCAGUGGGGGAAGGCAUCUCAGGUUUAGAUAUUUUUUCAAACAAUUCAGAUAUAGACAUAAUGUUUGUGAUGAAAUCAGUACAUGUAGUUGAAAGACGUCCGAUAAAAACAAAUAAAAAAUGCGAACAACUUCUGAAGAUGAUCGACGCUGAUACGACACCUGGUUAUGUCAAACUGAAAAUACUAGAAAAUGAAAUUGAUGAAAACAAUGCGAUGAAAGAAGACGAAUUCCUUCCUAACUCGAUUGUACAAAAAACUUUCCAAGCAUAUGGCAAUGCAUCGAACGCUGGACUACUGAGCCGCAUGGUUGAACUUCUUGGAGAUAAAAUGACCAUCAAUUGGUUUGUUAACGGUCCUUCUUGUUCAACAAAUUUGGAAACAGGCAAUCGAAACAUACUGACAAAUAGAUUAGUAUGGAUCGAGUCUGUAGAUUGUGUUAUAGGAUUAAAAUGUAACGAAUGGCCUGAAAUAGCUGACGAAUGGAUCGAAAGAAACAGAGAGUACAACUGGCCUUCAGGAGACCUCAUAGAAAAAGCAGUUUCUUUGGGAUGCUAUGUUGUCCCAAUUGGUGGUCGUCAGAGUAUAACUCAGGACCUCGAAUGGCGCAUAUCUUUUGUUCUAGCAGAAAGACUUCUGGUUCGAAAUAUGAAAUACAUGCAACUUUUCGUAUAUUCCUUGUUAAAAUCUAUCAGAAAGGAGAUAUUUGGGGAAUUUUCCAUUAUAAUAUCGUCCUACAUUAUUAAAACGGUUGUUUUUUGGGUAAUGGAAGAAAACGACGCACCAUCCUGGAAACCAGAGCAUGUGCUUAACUAUGUCCAAAUCUGUUUUCAAAAAUUGUUGGAAUUUUUAGAAGACGAUUUUUGUCCUAAUUACUUCAUGAGAAAAUGUAAUUUGUUCCAUUUGAAAUAUUCUGAUAAUGAAAAAAUACGUUAAUUCGUUUAGUCAAAGAAUUUAUAACGUCUCCAAAUUUUUUGAGAUCGUUGUGUUCUCUUAAUGCUAUAGAAAACGUUCGAAGAAACAUAUACGGUUUAUGUCGUAUACCGGUAAUAUUUAGUACUUAUAUGAACUAUGUAAAAGAUAUCCGCGAUACUUUGGUUUUUAGAUAUAUUUCAGAAGAUGUAAUUAAUCGUUUUGCAGACAGCAUGGUUAAUCGUUCAGAGGAGUCGGAUGCUAAUAUUGCUAUUAAAUCCAUAACUUUGGUACUCAAAGCUAUGAAAAAGAACAAAGAAAAUUUCUCACCCCUUCUGAAAGAGACAAUCACAGGACAUUUUUCUUGCUUGCAGAUUCGCUCUGUGUGCGCUGCGACUCAUCACAAUAAGAAGGCUUUGUCUGAGCCAUUUACACUUCAACAGCGAUUUGAUGUUGUUCAUUAUUUGAUUGAAAAUUCGAAGUUGAAGGUAGAAAGUCUUACUUUUGGAGAAGUUGCACAACUAGCCCAUGUAUUUUUUUCGUUUGGAUGUAUCAGGAAUUGUUUGGAUAUAUUAACGCCAGCGCUGGAUAAUAUGAUAAAAACACCACAAA